CUAGAACUGAUUUUAAAAAAUUAAUGAUUUAUCAUCAAAUUCCUAAUAUUAAAAAAUCUAGUUGGUAAAAUUAUUAAAUGCUCACUUUAAUUUAUAUUAUAAAUUCUAUAAAUAAUGCUAUAAUGCAUAAAAAAUCUAAAGUUAUUAUUAAAAGAUUCAAUAAUUUAAGUUUAAAUGUUUUAAAAAUUUUACAAAAUUUAAAUGUAAUUGAAUCUUUUAUUAUUAAUAAUUCUUUUACCGAAUGUAAAAUAUAUUUAUAUACUUAUGUAAAUUAUUUUACUAAAAUUAUUUGUAUAACUAAACCUAGUAAAUAUAUUUAUUAUAGUAAAAAUGAUUUAAUUAAAUUAAGAUCUAUGGAUAUGUUUAAUGAUUAUAUAUUAUCUAUUGAUCAUAAUAAAACUGCUAUAGUAACUAUUGAUGAUGCAAUUCGUUUAAAUAAAGGUGGUCUUUUAUUAUUAAAAGUUAUAAAAAAUCGAUAAAAAAUGUACAAACUUCAAUUAAAUAAAUUUAAAAAUAUACGUAUAAUUUUAACUAAUAAAUAUGUAAUUAUUAUUAAUAAAAAUGGUAUUAUAAAAUUUAAUACUAAUUUUUUUAAUAUGUUUAUAAAAGAUAAUAAUUUAUAUUUAAAUUUAUUAAAAUACAAAAAUAUUUAUAAUAAUUUAAAUUUAUAUUACAUUAAUAAAUUUUAUUUAUAUAAUUUUGAAAAAAGUAAUAAAAAAUUAUUAAAUUAUUAUAAUAUUUAUUUAGCAACUUUAUAUUAUGGUAUUUAUUAUUUAGUUUAUAAUUAUAAUUUAACUAUAAUUUUAAAAGGUGUUGGCUAUAAAUUUAUUAUAGAAAAUAAUAUUUUAAAAAUUAGAGUUGGCUAUAGCCAUUAUAUUCAAUAUUAUAUUGAUCCUGAUGUUUAUAUGAUGAUUAAAAAUCCAACUACUCUUUGUUUAUAUAGUAAUAAUAAAAUUAUUUUGACUAAAAUUGCAGCACGUUUAAAAUUAUAUAAAAAAACAAAUUAUUAUAAAGGUACUGGUAUUUUUUAUAGUGAUGAAUUUAUAACUUUAAAAAAAAAAAAUAAUAGCAAAAAUGCUCAAUAAUAAUCAAAUUUUAAACAAUUCUCAUUUAAGUAUUUUAAGAAAUAAAUAUUUUUUUAUCUUAUGUUUAUAUUUAAAAAAUAAAACAAAUUCUGAUUUUAUAUCUGAAUUUUUAUUUAUAGGUUAUAAAUAUAAUUAUUUAAUAUUAAAUAUAAAUACAUUAAUUAAAAAUUUAAAAAAAAUUUUAUCUUUAAUUGCUAAAAUAUCUUCAAAAAAUGGUAAUAUUUUAGUUUUACACACAAGUAAUAAAGUAUUAAAUAAUUUAUUACAAAUUAAUUGCAAAAAAUUAAAAGUAAAUUUUUUAUUAGAAUCUGAAAAUAAUCCACAAGAUAAUUUAGUAAAAUCUUUAAAAAAAUUUCCAGAUUUAGUUAUUAGUUUUGAUUAUAAAGCUAAUAUGUAUUUUUUAAUGAAAUUAGCUCACUUUAAUGUUCCAGUUAUUUGUUUUACUGAUUUUUUAAGCAGAAAUAUUGUAAAUAAUAUGUUUUAUUAUUUAAUUAUUAAUAAUAAUUCUUUAUAUAUUAAUGUUAUGUUAAUAUAUUUUGUUUUUAAUAGUAUUAGUAAUAGUAAACAAUAUUUUUUAAAUAAAUAAAUAAUAGAAAAUGAUUCAAAAUUGUAGUAAAUUAAAAGUUUAUGAUAAUAGUGGUGCUAGUAUUGUUAAAUGUUUCAAAAAUUUAAAAUAUAAAAAUAAUAAUAAAUUAAAUGCUAUUGUUAAAGUUUCUGUAAAAGAAUUAAAACUUCAUAGAAAAACUUCAAUUAAAAAAGGUCAAAUCUAUAAUGCAUUAAUUUUAAAAUCUCGUUAUAAUUUACCAAGAUUUAAUGGUCAAAAAAUAUUAUUUGAAACCAAUGGUUGUAUAUUAAUUGAUAAUAUUAAUUUUAAAAAUAAAAAAAAUCGUAAUAAAAUAAAUGUAAUUGGUUCCACAGUAACAGGUCUUGUAUUAAAAGAAUUUCGUAUUUAUUCAAUUAAAUUAAAUAUGAACGCUAUUAAUAUUUUAUAA
This is a messenger RNA of Blastocystis hominis, 2077 nucleotides long. RefSeq lists its product as hypothetical. The transcript has a single exon. Gene Ontology annotation, biological process: translation. The record is from RefSeq and is a predicted model, not a curated record. The coding region runs from base 1682 to 2077 and encodes 131 amino acids. Gene Ontology annotation, molecular function: structural constituent of ribosome. Gene Ontology annotation, cellular component: ribosome. Lineage: Eukaryota; Bigyra; Opalinata; Blastocystidae.